AGCUGAAGGCCAGGGCCGGCGUCCCUCGGCCUGAGGAGCUUGAAGCUCCUAGGCUGGGGGUAAGAGAGGGGCUCCUGUCCGCUGAGCGCGCGGGGCCUCCCAGAUGUGCGGAACUGUCCCUGGAGCUGUAGCCCUUCGUCACCAUCUCUGCCUCCUUCCUUCUGAGUGAUCCUGAAAUCUCUGUCAUGGAAAAAUACCACGUAUUGGAGAUGAUUGGAGAAGGCUCUUUUGGGAGGGUGUACAAGGGUCGAAGAAAAUACAGUGCUCAGGUGGUGGCCCUGAAGUUCAUUCCAAAAUUGGGACGCUCAGAAAAGGAGCUGAGGAAUCUGCAACGGGAGAUUGAAAUCAUGCGGGGUUUGCGGCACCCCAACAUUGUGCAUAUGCUUGAUAGCUUUGAGACUGACAAAGAGGUGGUGGUGGUGACAGACUAUGCUGAAGGAGAGCUCUUUCAGAUCCUCGAAGAUGAUGGAAAACUUCCAGAAGACCAGGUUCAGGCCAUUGCUGCUCAGUUGGUGUCAGCCCUGUACUAUCUGCAUUCCCACCGUAUCCUCCACCGAGACAUGAAGCCUCAGAACAUCCUUCUUGCCAAGGGUGGUGGUAUCAAGCUCUGUGACUUUGGGUUUGCCCGGGCUAUGAGCACUAACACAAUGGUGCUGACAUCCAUCAAAGGCACACCACUCUACAUGUCCCCAGAGCUGGUGGAGGAACGACCUUAUGACCACACUGCAGACCUCUGGUCGGUGGGCUGCAUAUUGUAUGAGCUGGCAGUAGGCACGCCUCCCUUCUAUACCACGAGCAUCUUUCAGCUGGUCAGCCUUAUUCUCAAGGACCCUGUGCGCUGGCCCCCCACCAUUAGUCCUUGCUUCAAGAACUUCCUUCAGGGACUGCUCACCAAGGAUCCCCGGCAGCGUCUGUCCUGGCCAGACCUCUUACAUCACCCCUUUAUUGCUGGUCGAGUCACCAUACUAACCGAGCCAGCAGGCCCAGAUUCUGGUACCCCAUUCACCAGUCGCUUACCCCCAGAACUUCAGGCCCUAAAGGACCAACAGGCUCAUCGGCUGGCCCCCAAGGGCAAUCGAUCUCACAUAUUGCGGCAAGCCUGUAAACGCAUGGCUGAGGAGGCCAAGCAGAAGAAACACCAGAACACAGGACUUCCCCUUGAGCAAGAGGAUAGGACCAGCAAGGUGGCUCCUGGCACAGCCCCUGUGCCCAAACUCAAGGACACUCCUCAGGAACCAGGCCUCUUAACUGGGGUUGUAGCAUCAGAAAUGAAGAGCAGCUGGGCUGAGUGGGGUGCUGGAGAGGCGCCGCCUGUACCUCGGGAAAACUGGAUCACUCAGGACUGUGAGCGAGCAUUCCCAGAGCUGAGGCUGGAGGUGAUGGGCCAGCAGAGCCUUGAUGCAGUGGAUCUGGAAAAUGAGGAGCAAGACAGCGAUGAUGAGUGGCAAUACCUGCUAGAGACUACCGAGCCUGUGCCCGUCCAGCUGAAGGCCCCUCUCACCCUGCUGUGCAAUCCUGACUUCUGCCAGCGUAUCCAGAGUCAGCUGCAUGAGGCUGGAGAGCAGAUCCUAAAAGGCGUCCUGGAGGGUGCUCCCCGCAUCCUGCCUGCACUCCGGGUCCUGAGCGGUCUCCUGUCCAGCUGCAGUGACUCUAUUCCCUUGUAUUCCUUCUGCCGUGAGGCCGGGCUUCCCGGGCUGCUGCUCCAUCUCCUCAGACACAGCCAGGAGAGCAACAGUAUCCAGCAGCAAUGUUGGUAUGGGGCCUUCGUACGGGACCUGGUGGCUGUGAUUCAGGCCUACUUUGCCUGCACCUUCAAUCUGGAGAGGAGCCAGACAGGUGACAGCCUACAGGUAUUUCAGGAGGCCGCCAGCCUCUUUCUGGACCUGCUGGGGAAACUGCUGGCCCAACCAGAUGAGUCUGAGCAGGCUUUGCGGAGGGACAGCCUUAUGUGCUUUACUGUUCUGUGUGAAGCCAUGGACGGGAAUAGCUGGAGCAUCUCCAAAGCCUUCUACUCCAGCCUGCUGACUACACAUCGGGCUGUGUUGGACGGGCUCCUUCAUGGCUUGACAGUUCCACAGCUCCCUUUCCAUAGCCCCCCAGGAGCCCCCCAGGUGAGCCAGCUGCUUCGGGAGCAGAGUGAGGAUCUGCCUGGAGCCAUUUCUUCAGCACUGGCGGCCAUGUGCACGACUCCCGUGGGGCUGCCAGGCUGCUGGGAAGCCAAGGAGCAGAUCUCUCAGCAUCUGGCUGAUCAGCUCACCAAAGACAGCAACCACCUGAGGUCAUCCCUCAUCUCUGCCCUGCAGCAUCCCAUCUUGUGCCUACCCCUUCUCAAGGUUCUCUACUCCUGCUGCCACGUCAGUGAGCGCUUAUGCCAUCUUCUCGGGCAAGAACCCCUGGCCUUGGACUCACUGUUGAAGUUGGCCCAGGGCAAGGUAAAGGUAGUGGAUAGGGAAGAGUCUAUUGAAGUGACUCUCUACCUCCUCUCUCUUCUUGUCCUUCGCCUCCAAGAUCUGCCUUCUGGCUGCAUCCCUGAUGUAUCUCCUUAUUCCAGAAUGGAGAAGCUAGGCAGUGAGAUUGCUACUGUCUUUACUCAUUCGCACAUCGUCUCUCUUGUGAGUGCGGCGGCCUGUCUGUUGGGGCAGCUUGGUCAGCAAGGUGUGACUUUUGACCUCCAGCCUGUGGAGUGGAUCGCUGCAGCUACACAUGCCCUGUCUGCCCCUGCAGAGGUCCGGCUGACUCCACCUGGUGGCUGUGGAUUCUAUGACGGCCUCCUCAUCCUUCUGCUGCAGCUCCUUACCCAGCAGGAGAAGGGUAAUCCUAUAAGGGACGUGGCCAGCUCAGAAAUGUGGACCGUUCUGUGGCACCGCUUCUUCAUGGCUCUGAGGCUCCCUGAGGAGGCAUCUACACAGGAAGAGGCGUCACUGUCCAGCCCACAAAGCCCAGAGCCAGACUGGACGCUCAUCUCACCCCAAGGCAUGGCAGCCCUGCUGAGCUUGGCCAUGGCCACCUUUACCCAGGAGCCCCAGUUAUGCCUGAGGCACCUGUCUCAGCGUGGAAGUAUCCUCAUGUCCACCCUGAAGCAUCUGCUUUCGCCCAGCUUCCUGAAUCACCUGGGCCAGGCGUCACAAGGGUCUGAGUUUCUCCCCAUCGUGGUGCUCUCUGUCUGCCAGCUCCUCUGCUUCCCUUUUGCCCUGGAUGUGGAUGCUGACCUCCUUGAAGGUGUCUUGGCUGACCUCACAGACUCAGAAGUCACCGCCCACCUACUGCAGGUCUGCUGCCACCAUCUCCCACUGACACAAGUCGAGCUGCCCAUCAGUCUCCUCACACGCCUGGCCCUCUCGGGUCCCGCGUUUCUCAACCAGUUCGUGAACACAGUGGCUGCCUCCCCUAGAACCACCAUCUCAUUCCUCUCCACUGCCCUCCUGGGUGACCAGCCUCUGCUGACGUCUGACCUUCUUUCCCUCCUGGCCCACACUGCCCGGUUACUGUCUCCUAGCCAUUUGUCUUUUAUCCAUGAACUCCUGGCUGGCUCCGAUGAAUCCUAUCGGCCCCUGCGCAGCCUCCUGAGCCACCCAGAGACUUCUGUGAGAGCCCGUACUUCCGGGCUCCUGGGACACUUGCUCCAACACAGCAUGGCCCUGCGUGGGGCCCUGCAGAGCCAGGCAGGACUGCUCAACCUUCUGCUGCUGGGGCUCGGAGACAAGGACCCUGCUGUGCGGCGUGGAGCCAGCUUCGCUGUAGGCAAUGCAGCCUACCAAGCUGGUCCCCUGGGACCUGCCCUGGCAGCUGCAGUACCUGGUAUGACCCAGUUGCUUGAAGAUCCUCAGGCUGGUAUCCGGCGCAAUGCCGUAUCAGCUCUGGGCAACCUGGGGCCUGAGGGUCUGGGGGAGGAGCUGCUACAGUGCCAAGUGCCCCAGCGGCUCCUGGAGAUGGCGUGUGGAGACCCCCAGCCAAAUGUGAAGGAAGCCGCCCUCGUUGCUCUCCGCAGCCUCCGACAGGAGCCCUGCAUCCAUCAGGUGCUGGUGUCCCUGGGCGCCAGUGAGAAAUUAGCCUUGCUUUCUCUGGGGAAUCAGUUACUGCCACACAGCAGUCCCAGGCCUGCUUCUGCCAAACACUGCAGGAAACUCAUCCACCUCCUGAGGCCAACACACAGUACAUGACCCCAGCUUGCUGGGGUCCAACCUUCGUUGCCCUAAUUUUGCCAACCCUUCCUUCUACUUAACAAGCCACCUACUAAAGAGACUGAAACAGACAAGCCGCCAAUCAGCUGAUUUGAGAAUGAGAACCUAGAAGAGAUUUAUGUAUAAAGCUCCUCUUUUCCCCCAGAUUCAGGAUGAUUUUAACCAGUAAACUUCAUGAUUGUUGGUACCAGAGGAGAUGUGUUUCUUCUCUACAUCAAAGGGUCUUUUCUCCAAUAAUGUGCCUUUUAACCCCAGGGGCAUGCUUCCAGGACACCUUCUGCCUGAGAGGUUUUCUUCCUUUCUGGAGCUCCUGAAAUUUCCCCAGCAGGUUCUUUUAUUUAGACCUUAUUUUCAUUGCCCAUUGUCUGUAUUUAUAUUUUGGCAAAAAUAACAUGUUUUCUAGAGACCACCAUAAUUUCUUCCUAUCCAGGUUAUUUCAUUUCAAUUCAACAUGUUUAUUUGUUUUUAAA
Messenger RNA from Capra hircus (goat), 4651 nucleotides. It is a transcript of the gene STK36, whose product is annotated as serine/threonine kinase 36. Gene Ontology annotation, biological process: protein phosphorylation. Gene Ontology annotation, molecular function: ATP binding; protein kinase activity. The transcript has 27 exons. The record is from RefSeq and is a predicted model, not a curated record. Bases 186 to 4160 code for a protein of 1324 amino acids. NCBI's taxonomy places the organism in Eukaryota, Metazoa, Chordata, Mammalia, Artiodactyla, Bovidae. Gene Ontology annotation, cellular component: cytoplasm.